GCCUCUCUGGCUCUGGGUCCGGUGAUUUCGCCGCUCUGUUCUUUCGUUGUUGUUGUUGCUGAGGGGGCGGGGGCAGAAAGAGCGCGCGCCCCUCCGUCCCCUCCCCGCCGCCUCUCUAUGGCCCGGCCUUAGAGCCCCUCCCGGUCCCCGGGGCUGAGCGGGGCGGGCAUCCCUUCCUCCCCCCGCCUUUCUCCCGGAGGAUUCGAACCGGGGGCGGAGGGGGAGGGAAGAUGGCGCAGGCCUUGUCUGGAGAGGAGUUCGAGCGCAUGCAGGCACAGCUGCUGGAACUGCGGACGGAGAAUUACCAACUCUCUGAUGAACUGCGCAAAAACACAACUGAACUAAAUGGUCUUCGGCAGCGGCUGGUGGUUUUGGAUAAGGAGUUUGCAAAGGCCCAGAAGGCUCUCAAUAAGAGCAAAAAGGCUCAGGAGGUUGACGCCUUGCUCAGUGAAAAUGAAAUGCUGCAGGGGAAACUGCAUAGCCAGGAGGACGACUUCCGGCUGCAGAAUAGCACCCUGAUGGAGGAGCUGUCCAAGUUGUGCUCCCAGAUUGAACAGUUGGAGAAGGAGAACAAGCAUCUGCGGGAAGGGGAGGCGGCAGCCACUGAUGGAGCCGCCCCAACCAGGCCUGUGGAUGGGGAGCUGCUGAGGCUACAGGCGGAGAAUUCUGCUCUGCAGAAGAACAUGGCAGCUUUACAGGAACGCUAUGAGAAGGAGGUGGCCCGGCAGGCAGAAGACAGAGGAGGUGGGAAGGGGGACGCCUCCACGGAAGCCCCUCCUGCAGGGCAAGAGGGCGUGGGGCCGCAGGCAUCUGAGGGCAGUGCCUCCCAGGCCCAGCAGCUGCUGUCAGAGGUGGAACUAAAGUGGCAGACAGAACGGGAAGAGAAGAGGCUCCUGAAGGAGCAGCUGCAGAGCCUCGAGGCCUCCAAAACGUCAGAGAUGUCCCGGCUGCAGCAAGAACUCAGCAAGUUUGCUGAGAAACUAAAGAAGAAACAGGAGAGCUUCCUGCGGCUCCAGACAGAAAAGGAAGCCCUCUACAAUGACAGCCGGACCAAAAUUGAAGAGAUCCAGCAGCGGAAGGAGGACGAGCUCAAAUCCCUGCAAGUUCGGAACCAGAAGCUGCAGCAGGAGCUGCAGACGGCAAACCAGGGCUGCUCAGAAUUAAAGGACCAACUGCAAAGCUGCCGAAAAGAACACGAAGUGGCCCUGCAAGCUCUACAGGAUCAGGUUGCUUGCCAAAGUGCAGAGAGCCAGGAACAAGUUGAGAGCAUUUUGUCUGAAAACGACGCCCUGAGAACGAACCUGGCAGCAUUAGAACAGAUCCAGACCUCCAAGACCCAAGAGAUGAAUCUGAUGCGAGAUCAGGCGGCCGCCUUGGGGGCCGAGUUGCAGCAGCUUCAGAGCGAGGAGGCGGCGCUGGCUGCUCAGCGGGACGACCUCAACACCCAACUGCAGGAGUCACUCCGGGCCAACACGCGCCUCCUGGAGCAGCUGCAGGAACUCGGGCAGGAGAAGGAACGGUUGUUACAAGACCUUGAUGAAGCCAGGAAGACGGCAGAGAAACGCAAAGCCAUGCUUGACGAGAUGGCCAUUGAGACCCAGCAGGAAAAGGGCCGCCACAAGGAGGAGCUGGGCGACCUCCGGCUGCAGCAUGAGAAGGAGGUGCUGGCGGUGCGGGCACGCUACGAGCGGGAGUUGCGGGAGCUGCAUGAGCACAAGAAGCGGCAGGAGGACGAGCUGCGAGGUCAGCUCAAGGAAGAGAAGGCUCGCAGCCAGGAACUGGAGUCCAUGCAGCAAACGAUAGAAGAGCUGCGUCUCCAGAUACAGUCCAUGGACGGCACCAAGGGCUGGUUUGAGCGGCGGCUGAAGGAGGCAGAGGAGCUGAUCGAAAAGCACCAGCAGGAACACGCAGAGGCGAUGCGCAUCUUGAAGGAGCAGCAUUUGGCUGACUUGCAGCUAAAAGACCAAGAAGUGGAAGCAACCAAAGAGAGUUUGCGAGAAAUUGAAAGAUCCAGAGAUGAACACUUAGACGCAAUCAACCGGCUGAAACAGGAGGUGAAGGACACGGUCGACGGGCAGCGGAUCCUGGAGAAGAAAGGAAGUGCAGCGCUGAAGGACCUAAAACGGCAGCUCCACCUGGAACGGAAGCGAGCGGAUAAACUCCAGGAGCGGCUCCAGGAAAUCUUGACCAAUAGCAAGACCAGGACAGGGAUUGAGGAUCUUGUCCUGGCAGAUAUCAGCUCACCAAGCCGGGCACAGACAGGCGACAGCAGCAGCAUCUCCUCUUUCAGCUAUCGUGAAAUCAUGAAAGAGGGCUCCGGGGCUGGCAGUAACAAGUCAACCACAGGCAGCCCCCAGUCACAGUCGCAACCCCCUCGGCCAGCCGACCUUUCGGACGAAGAGAUCUCUGAGCUGUUCCAGCGUCUGGCUGAAGUCCAGCAGGAGAAAUGGCUGUUGGAGGAGAAGGUGAAGCACCUCGAGGUCAGCAGUGCCUCCAUGGCAGAGGACCUGUGUCGGAAGAGCGCCAUCAUCGAGACCUACGUCAUGGACAGCCGCAUAGAUGUGUCCGGCGCCCACGGGCAGGUGGACCGCAGCAGCCUGAGCAGCGUCCUGCGGGACCUGGUGAAACCGGGAGAUGAGAACUUGCGGGAGAUGAACAAGAAGCUUCAGAAUAUGUUGGAGGAGCAGCUGACCAAGAAUAUGCACUUACAAAAGGACCUGGAAGUGCUAUCCCAGGAGAUCGUCCGUCUUAGCAAAGAGUGCGUCCCGUCCCCUGAUGCCGAGCCCAGCCUGGACGACGUCGUCUGAGCUCUGUUCCGUCCUGUGGCCCUGCCCCUUCGCUUUGCCCUCGACUGCACUGCCAGCGAGGGGGGUGGAAUCGGCACUUCUGCCUCCUCCUCAGCUUGAUCUCUCCAAUCUUGUUCUAGUUUUGGUUGGGGUGUUUCUCUUUCUCCAGCUAACUGUCUCUCCCCCUUUCCUCAGCCUAGCAAACGGUUUCUCCCAAAACUACCUCCCUUCAUAGGCUGCUCCAUUGGGACCUCGUCCUCCACCCUCACCCCCGUUUAUUCUCCUACACAGCCUGGUUCUCGCUGUUUUUGGGGGGGUGGGGGGGAGCUCUAACUGCUGAUCCCAUUUGAGAUGUACGGGUUGAAGCGGGCAUGCUGCUGUAGCACUCCUUGUGGCCGGAGAGUAAAUUGCAGCUUGGUUCUGAAGAUGCUUUAAACACGCCAAGCCAGGGCCGUUUCCGCACAUGUUGAAUAAUGCACUUUCAAUGCAAUUUAGCAAUCCGUUGGAAGUGGAUUUUUUUCUUUCACACAUGGAAACCCAGUUCCAGAUUAUCACUAAAGAGCAUUGAAAGUGCAUUAUCCAACAUGUGCGGAAGCAUGAGUGGAAAUGUUGGGUACUCUGGUCUGGCAUAACAGAGGAGCUGUGAGGCACUGGGGGAAACUACCUUGGAAUAGGUUGGAAUAACAUUGUCCUGGGGGCUAAGGACAACGGAUAACUUACCACAUGCCUCCUCCUUUCCCUCUGCAAAGAACAUCUGUGAUCCCACAGCAAUUCCCCUCUGAUUUAUUCCAAUUCAUCACCUUCUCCAGUUUUUUCUACCCCCUUCAUUUUGCAUGCUUAGUCCAUCCUCAGCCUCCCUCUCCCAGCUCUGUCCAGCUGUUGCUGCUGUUAAUUAAAAAAGAGUAAAAAAUAUAGAUAAAUAUAUAUGUAUAUAUAUAUAUUUGCGCUGACUCCUUCCUGUGGGGUGGGACAGAAACCAAGCCAAGCAGUUCCUCCAGCUGCACUUUGCUGUUGGUGGAGGUGGCGUGAAUGUUUAUUUAACGUAUCAUGACUUACACAAGGCUGUAAUUGUUGAGCAACUGAUAAUGCAAACAAUGAUUUUUGACUGGCUCGA
Molecule: messenger RNA, 3900 nt
Organism: Eublepharis macularius
Lineage: Eukaryota; Metazoa; Chordata; Lepidosauria; Squamata; Eublepharidae
Gene: GRIPAP1
Product: GRIP1 associated protein 1
Exons: 26
Coding region: 231-2807 (858 amino acids)
Biological process (GO): regulation of modification of synaptic structure; regulation of recycling endosome localization within postsynapse; neurotransmitter receptor transport, endosome to postsynaptic membrane
Cellular component (GO): postsynaptic recycling endosome; extrinsic component of postsynaptic early endosome membrane; glutamatergic synapse
Source: RefSeq, a predicted model, not a curated record